UCAGGUACAUCCCCCAGAACAGCAGGCUCCCCUCUCCCUUCCUCCUCUGUUCACCAGGGAAUGAACCAGGGCUCACAGGGCUGGGGAGGCCGGAACAGCCAUGCCCCACCCCUUUGGGCAUGGUCUCUUCUGUACCCCAGCUAGCCCCACCCUGUCCCCUCAGAUCCCCCUGGUGCCCCUGCUCCCGGCCCUCAGCAUCCUCCUCAACAUCUGCCUCAUGCUGAAGCUCAGCUACCUGACCUGGGUGCGGUUCACAAUCUGGGUGCUACUGGGACUGGCUGUGUAUUUCGGCUACGGCAUCUGGCACAGCAAGGAGAACCAGCGGGAGCCCCCAGAGCUGACCGUCACCCGCUAUGUGGUGUUCCCCAGUGGCAGCCUGGAGGAGACGGAGCAGGCCGUGCAACCCUCCAGCCAGGCGCCACCCCCUGCGCCCAGCCACACGGAGUAGCCGGCCACCCUCACCUGCCCUGCCCUCCCCCACCUCCUCAGGAGCCCCCUCUGUCCAGGGCAGCUUGGGUUUACCUGCUCAGUCUGGGGUCCCUAGGACUUUAGGACUUAGCCUAAGCACUGAGUUUCAGGUCUCCAGGAGGGAGCCUUGGCCAGCACUGGUGCACUGGCCUCUUAGCCCAGUGCCUUCUUGCUCCUGACUGACUCCAGCUCCCUGGAAGGUGAGGUGGGGCUGGUGGGAGGCCCACAGGCCCAGGGAUCCAUAAUAAUGGCUCACCCAGCCAUAUGGUCUGC
Nycticebus coucang (slow loris) is the source of this 741-nucleotide messenger RNA. RefSeq names its product cationic amino acid transporter 4-like. Gene Ontology annotation, biological process: amino acid transport. NCBI's taxonomy places the organism in Eukaryota, Metazoa, Chordata, Mammalia, Primates, Lorisidae. Gene Ontology annotation, cellular component: plasma membrane. Bases 101 to 448 code for a protein of 115 amino acids. The record is from RefSeq and is a predicted model, not a curated record. The transcript has 2 exons. Gene Ontology annotation, molecular function: amino acid transmembrane transporter activity.